Panicum hallii is the source of this 877-nucleotide messenger RNA. RefSeq lists its product as uncharacterized. The coding region runs from base 72 to 659 and encodes 195 amino acids. The transcript has a single exon. The record is from RefSeq and is a predicted model, not a curated record. NCBI's taxonomy places the organism in Eukaryota, Viridiplantae, Streptophyta, Magnoliopsida, Poales, Poaceae.
AGUUAUCACACACAUACACAUGUAGAGCCUGCUCGCAGAAACCCUAGCAAAGCACGCCUCGGCAAGGUCGCAUGGAGGAUCCACGCCGGCGCUCCGCGGCGGGCAGGCAGCUGCGCGGCCUCCUCGCCCUGGCCGGCGACUACCUCAAGUACCUCUUCAUGAAGCGGCGCCGGCUCAUGCACAGGGUGGCGCGGAGGACGCUGGCGCUCGUCCACCGCCACCACGGCGGGCGCGGCAAGGGCCACGGGCCGUGGCCCGCUCGCGCGCUCAUGGAGCACGAGUUCUCGUGCGCCGACAGCCCCAGCCCUGCGUUCCUCGCCGCCAAGAGGCUGCUGCUGCGCUCCCGGGCGAAAGGCGGCGGCGCGGCGGCCGCAGCGGCCGGCGCCGUGUCGUCCUGCUUCGGCUCGCUCCGAGCGCCGUGCGGUUCGCCAGACACGGCGGCGGCAUCGGAGGCCGAGGCUGCCGCGGUGGAAGAGGAGGAUCAUCGGUUGGAGACGGAGGACGAGGAGGAAGAUGACGAUGAGGUGCUGGCCGAGGACGAGUGGGUGCAGUGCGGUGAGCUUCCUGACGUGGACGACAGGGCGGAAGAGUUCAUCAACAUGUUCUACGAGCAGCUCAGGGCGCAGAGCUUCGCCGCGGUUUUCCAGUGCUCGCCAUGACUCGAUCAUGGCGUGCAGAGAGUGGUCUUGAUCUUGCGAGAUCUUCGUUGUGUGGUUUAAAUUUGAAGGAGCCUUACUUCACUUCUCGAGAAUGUGUUUGUAUCUUUUUUAUGUACGAAGAGUGAGUGUGGGCGUGUGGCACAAUAUACGUUUCGUGUAUAGUCGUUGAGUUGCACUCGGCUGAACUGUGCUUCCGUCCGGUCCGUACGUCGUAUGAU